GUCCACCCCCGGAACGACCCUCUCACCGAAAGCAGAGAAGUUGGCCAAGGCCGAGGCACCCCCUGUGGUAUAUGCAGGCUGUACCUUGAGAAUUUAUGCCACCUAAUAUCUCCUUUGGCGGGCAAAGGACGAUGAUAUUGACACUCGUGUAGAACCCGCGGAAGCAAUCGACGAGCCCAUUUAUGACCUUGACACAGUGAAAGCUGCAAAAGUUUGUUCCUCCUAUACCUGUAGGCUUCCUGAUUCUCAUCGAUGCAGGUGGAGUUGAAGCAUCUCCAGAGUCUGACAGUAGACACGUCAGACCUUAGUAAGGACCACGAACUACAAACCGCGCCUCUCAUCACGAGAGAAGCGUAUAUCACUGCUGGAUACAAGAAACAUUCUACACAAUAUGGAGUGAUGGGUCAGGUGUUGUCAAUACAUACCUACGUCCCUGUAGAUCCUAGACUCUAUGUCAACACGAAUACACCGUUCACUGCUGUAGUGUGUGGAGUACAAGGCUCGGGAAAAUCACAUACAGUUUCGGUCCUCCUCGAAAACAUGCUCAUUCCGAAACUCCAGGAAAUAGGCUCCCUGCAGCAGCCUCUAGCAGGACUCGUUCUCCACUUUGGGGAAGGUGGUAUCUGUUCCCUUCCGAGCGAGGCUGCAUGGGUAGGUGUCCCGUCAACGGAGGGUGUAAGGACGCCGAAAGUGCGAGUCUUCGUGUCAAAGUCUUCCCUAAAUACUAUGAAGAGUGUUUACGCUCCUCUCGGAAAUAACGUUGAAGUAGUUCCUUUACUAUUCAACGAGGCAGAGUUGGAUGCACAAGCUUUUCUAUCUAUGAUGGCCGUUGGGUCGUCAGAUUCAGCGCCACUUUACAUCCAGAUUGUUCUCAGCAUUCUCCGAGAUUUGGGGGAGAGAUUCUCGUACAAACUAUUCAUGGAGAGACUUGACGAAGAGAAGAGAACAUUCAACCCCGCGCAAAUUACCGGUCUUGAGCAGCGUCUGACCCUCCUGAACUCGUUCAUGGAGCCCAAUCGUCCGCAGCAAGCCACUUUUGGUUCAAGGACGUACGCCAAUAUCAGUGGGCCCAGAUCAAAUGUUAUUGCUCCCAAAUCGACAUCGCAUCGUUUCGCUGCGGGACAUUUGACCAUUGUUGAUUUAUCGGAUCCAUUCAUUGACCCAGGUUCUGCGUGUGGCUUGUUCGAGAUCGUCACGAGGCUAUUCGUGAGGGCUGAGGUUGAGACUGGAAAGGUUCUUGUCGUCGAUGAAGCCCACAAGUACUUGUCCACGAACAGAGGUGUUUCAGGGCUAACCAAGGCCCUUUUUACCCUCACGAGAGAGCAGAGGCAUUUAGGGAUGCGUGUCAUCAUUUCUACCCAAGAGCCAACUGUAGUGCCACCCGUUCUGUUAGACUUGUGUACCGUCGCUAUCAUGCAUCGAUUUUCUUCUCCGGCGUGGUGGGACCACCUUGCACGGCACAUUUCUGCCGACGUGUCUGUAGAUGCAGCAUUUGACACGGUUGUUAAGCUCCAGACUGGCCAGGCGAUUGUUUUUGCGCCAUCAGGGCUUGGCGUGUUCCCUCAGGAUGCAGAAAUUCCUGGUCCGAGGAGAGUUAAAGGAGAUACCCCGACUGCCUUGAAGAUGAGCCAAUUUGGAAGACGUUACAUUAUCAUGAAGACACGCGCUCGCGUCACGAAAGACGGAGGGACAUCGGUUCUUGCUGUUCCUCGUCAAGAAGAGAGCGAGGAGUCUGAGAGCGAGGAGUCUGAGAGAAAGGUGUCUGAGAGCGAAGAGUCUGAGAGCGAAGAGGAGGUAUCUGAACCCGAGGAAUCUGAGGAUGAGGAAUCUGAAUAA
Messenger RNA from Suillus subalutaceus, 1836 nucleotides. RefSeq lists its product as uncharacterized. The record is from RefSeq and is a predicted model, not a curated record. Bases 253 to 1836 code for a protein of 527 amino acids. NCBI's taxonomy places the organism in Eukaryota, Fungi, Basidiomycota, Agaricomycetes, Boletales, Suillaceae. The transcript has 7 exons.